This is a messenger RNA of Salvia hispanica, 1048 nucleotides long. RefSeq names its product Metallo-hydrolase/oxidoreductase superfamily protein (gene GLY2). NCBI's taxonomy places the organism in Eukaryota, Viridiplantae, Streptophyta, Magnoliopsida, Lamiales, Lamiaceae. The record is from RefSeq and is a predicted model, not a curated record. Gene Ontology annotation, molecular function: hydroxyacylglutathione hydrolase activity.
CAAAAAGUUAUUGAGGAGUACUAGAAAUAUUGAAAAGAGGUGAAUUAGCAGUAGGACCGCGAAGAGAGAAUCUUUGGAAUUGCAAUAUGCAGAUCCUUCACAUCCCAUGCUUGGAAGAUAACUACUCUUACAUGAUUAUCGAUGAGGCGACGAAAGAAGCAGCGGUGGUAGACCCAGUGGAGCCUCACAAGAUUCUACGAGUAGCUCAGGAAAACGGUGUUGACCUCAAGCUUGUCCUCACCACCCAUCAUCACUGGGAUCAUGCUGGUGGCAAUGAGAAGAUGAAGCAGUUGGUGCCUGAUAUAAAAAUUUUUGGGGGUUCCCUUGAUAAUGUGCAGGCAUGCACUAACAAACUUGAAAACGGUGAUAAGUUAUCUCUUGGGGCUCACAUCAAUAUAUUGUCUCUCCAUACACCAUGGUAUUAUUGGCUGCUUCUAUUUGUUGGAUUACCCUUAUACCAGUACCACACCAAGGGUCAUAUAAGUUACUAUGUGACUGGCAAAGAAGGAGACGACCCUGCUGUUUUUACUGGCGAUACCUUGUUCAUUGCUGGCUGUGGAAAGUUUUUUGAAGGCACAGCUGAGCAGAUGUAUCAGUCAUUGUGUACUACCCUUGGUUCUUUGCCGAAGCCAACUCGAGUAUAUUGUGGUCAUGAGUAUACAAAGAAGAACUUGCAGUUUGCCUCGACUGUGGAGCCAGAUAAUGCAAGCAUAUCACAGAAAUUAGCAUGGGCUGAGCAGAAGAGAAAGACAGGUCUUCCAACUGUACCCUCAACCAUCGAGGAAGAAUUCGAGACCAAUCCAUUCAUGCGUGUUGAUCUACCGGAGAUUCAGGAGAAAGUUGGGUGCAAGUCAGCUGUUGAAGCACUGCGGAAGAUUCGACAGCUUAAAGAUGAGUGGAGAGGAUGAAGAUGUGUAAGGCUCAUGUUAAUAAGUUCGGUGUUUUUUUAUCCUGGUUUCUUCUUGGAUUUUUCAAAACAAUUACCAGUACUUUUUUAUAUUAAGCUUGAAAGACUAUCAAUAAUUGAUCCAUUUUACACUUUGCCUUA